Messenger RNA from Paramecium sonneborni, 1224 nucleotides. NCBI's taxonomy places the organism in Eukaryota, Ciliophora, Oligohymenophorea, Peniculida, Parameciidae. The record is from the annotation of a GenBank genome assembly.
AUGGAUCGAUUUAUACCAAAAAGUAAAUCGAAAUUACUAUAUUAAUCACAUACCCAAUCAAACUACAAUGAUGUAUACAAUAUAUUACAAAUUUUAGUUAAUGUAUCAUAUAAAUGAAGAAAAAGUAUUAAAUUUUGGAAACGGCAAAUAGUAACUGAAUUUUCCGACAUCUUUUUUGGAUUAGUUACAUAAUUAAUACAGAUUACCAACUCAAUAAAUAGUUAGAUAGAUUAGUUCAAUUCCAGAGAAAAUUUUGGAUGCCCCAGACAUAGCAGAUGAUUUUUAUCUAAAUAUUUUAGAAUGGGGAAACAACAAUGUAUUGUCUGUGGGAUUGCAAAAUAAAGUUUAUUUAUGGAAUGCUUCAAAUUGUAUAGCAAAUGUUUGAAUAUAAUAGAACAUAUUGAAUAACUUUUACAAGCAACUUCAAAUGUGACCUCAGUUCAUUGGAUAAAUGAUCAUAUACUUGGAGUUGGAUUUGAUGAUGCUUCAAUAAAGAUAGUUGAUGUUUGUUCAUAAUAAACAAUAACAUAGUUAUAUUAUCAUAAUGAAAGAGUAUCGACAAUGAGUAGUAGUUUUGAAUUGUUGUCGAGUUCUGGUAGAGAUAAUGUAAUUUUCAAUCAUGAUAUGCGAGAGAAAAAUAAUAAUAUUGUAGGAGUAUUUUAAAAACAUACUUAAGAAGUUUGUGGAUUGAAAUGGAAUUCAUCAGGAACUACUUUAAGUAGUGGAGCUAAUGAUAAUUAGUUAUUGCUUUGGGAUAGAAGAUAAAUGUCAUUACGUGUUUCUUGUGAAGGUCAUUGUGCUGCUGUUAAAGCUAUGGCAUGGUGUCCUUGGUUAUAAAAUACACUUGUUAGUGGAGGAGGUUCAAAUGAUAAAAAUAUAAAAUUUUGGAAUGCAGAUACUGGAAUGUGUUUUAAAAGCAUUGAUACAGGAUCAUAAGUUUGUGCUUUAUAAUUUUUACCAAGAUAUAGAGAAUUGAUAUCAUCUCAUGGAUUUUCAAAAUUUUAAAUUAGUAUAUGGAAUGCGGAUAUAAUUUAAUAAGCUAAAUUAAUAUAAGAAUUAUAAGCACAUAAAUCAAGAGUUUUACAUUUAGGAAUAUCUCCUGAUCAAUCUAUGUUAUGUUCAGCUGCAGGAGAUGAAACUUUAAUAUUUUGGAGACUUGGAACAGAACAAAAUAAUAAAAAUAAAUAAGAGGUGUGUUCCAGUAAAAAUUUAUUUCUCAGAUGA